This is a messenger RNA of Pan troglodytes (chimpanzee), 3533 nucleotides long. RefSeq names its product mitochondrial fission regulator 1 (gene MTFR1). The record is from RefSeq and is a predicted model, not a curated record. The transcript has 8 exons. Gene Ontology annotation, cellular component: mitochondrion. Bases 1033 to 2052 code for a protein of 339 amino acids. Lineage: Eukaryota; Metazoa; Chordata; Mammalia; Primates; Hominidae. Gene Ontology annotation, biological process: aerobic respiration; mitochondrial fission.
AACAAGCCGUUGUUGAGUAAAUGAGUUAAUGCUCUGGGUGAAGGAGGAAAGCCCUCACUAGGAAGAGACUUGUGCCACCCGGGGCAAGAACAUCAGAGAUCCAGUGACAGCCCAGCGACCUCUGGGAUCAAUUGCAAUGGGAGGGUAAGAGAGACAGCCAAUCAGCAACAGCCUCUUCAAAAGCCAUACAAAAAUACGGACAGGUUUCCUACCCUACAUAGGAAUCUUUCAUCACGCCUACGCACAUUACUAUACUGCAUAAGUUAGCUAGAAAUGUAAUAAUCAUAUUUUCACGACAAUUAUUUGAAAUCCAGAGUGUCCUAGAGUAUUCAAAUCUUUAGAAAGCACGUGCCCCAAAUGAAUCGGACUGAACAGACGCUGGAACCGAACAUGGUAAAGUAAAAUACUUAUCCAUGAGGCACUUUGUAAUCCCCGCACUCCUGCUCUGCCUAAAGAGAAACAUCUCGGAUGUGAGGUCCGCAUAGGCAUUAGAUCUGCCGGGUGGACACAGGUCCCUACAGCGUGGGGUGAAAUGGGCUCCACAUGUUAGGUUAACAAAAGCUUACGACUCGCAGCCUUUUUCAAGGUAAUACACAUCUGCGGCUACAUUCAGAAUGUGGGUGUCCCUAAACCCCUAAAGCAUGAAGCUGACAAAAGCACUUCCCAGGGCAGGACGGUGAAGGCACAAAGCAAGGUCCGCACAAAAGCACACGCCCCUCUCAGAGCUCCGCGCGUGCGCACACCGACUGUGACUCUCAGCAGCCGGCUUGCGGAGCGGUUGCCGCGCCCUCUGCCGAGCUUCUUGUGCCCGCCUCCGAGCCUGAGGAAACAGCUGAUUGAUCAGCCUGGCUCAGGCUUGGGGCGGGGAUUGGCUGAUUGGCAGCAACGCCACGGGACAGCCAAGCUAGAAGCCUGAGGAGCCGGAGAGAGUGCUGGCUGCCGCGCGGCCGAGUGUGUUUUAUGGACCAUGUGCUGCUAUGUAUGCCUGAAGAAGUACUUGAAAUGCAAAUUUGGGGAGACUUUGCCAUAUAAAUGCUUGGCUGGAUUAAGCGCCUAAUUAGGAUGGUUUUUCAACAAGUUGGAGUAAGCAUGCAAUCGGUACUUUGGUCUAGGAAGCCAUAUGGUUCGUCUCGAAGUAUCGUAAGGAAAAUUGGUACUAAUUUGUCUCUGAUUCAGUGUCCAAGAGUUCAGUUUCAGAUUAACAGCCAUGCAACAGAAUGGAGUCCCAGCCACCCAGGAGAGGAUGCAGUGGCGUCUUUUGCUGAUGUUGGAUGGGUAGCCAAAGAAGAAGGAGAGUGUUCAGCAAGACUAAGGACAGAGGUCAGAUCAAGGCCACCCCUUCAGGAUGACCUUCUUUUCUUUGAGAAGGCCCCAAGCAGACAGAUUUCCUUACCAGACUUAUCUCAAGAAGAGCCUCAGCUGAAGACCCCAGCGCUGGCAAAGGAGGAAGCACUGCAGAAGAUUUGCGCUCUCGAAAAUGAACUUGCUGCUCUCAGAGCUCAGAUUGCCAAAAUUGUGACCCAGCAGGAGCAGCAAAAUCUCACUGCAGGUGACUUAGAUUCUACCACAUUUGGUACCAUACCACCACACCCUCCACCUCCCCCACCGCCCCCGCCUCCCCCUCCACUGGGGCUCCACCAAAGUAUAUCUGCUGUUGAUCUGAUUAAAGAACGAAGAGAGAAAAGAGCCAAUGCUGGAAAGACUUUGGUUAAGAACAAUCCAAAGAAACCUGAAAUGCCAAAUAUGCUAGAGAUCCUUAAAGAGAUGAACAGUGUAAAACUUCGGUCAGUGAAGAGGUCAGAGCAAGAUGUGAAGCCCAAGCCAGUGGAUGCUACUGACCCUGCUGCCCUCAUAGCAGAGGCUCUGAAAAAGAAAUUUGCUUAUCGGUAUCGAAGUGAUAGCCAAGAUGAAGUUGAAAAAGGAAUUCCAAAGUCUGAAUCAGAGGCCACCUCAGAGAGAGUGUUGUGCCUGAGAUCUGAAGGCAGAAGGAAGAUUCAAAUAGAAAGAAUAAUGGCCCAUUCAACAGCUGACUCCUACAGACAUUUUGACUAAGAUGCCUGUUGCAGUUCCCCUGAGCAACUUAACAACUGUGUUUUCAAGGUUAAACUCAAGAACCAAUCAGUUAUCUGUAAAUGAAUAUCCAACUUUUCUGGAAGGAAAAAGGUAACAUGUUAAUAUAAACAGCAAAUACAUACAUCAUUUAUAAAACUGCCUCAGAUCAAUUAACAAGAUAAACAUACUUAAAAAAAAUUCUUGCCUUUUGUUUUAAUGGGCCAUGGCAAAUACUAUCUCUGUAUAAUGAUCAGUAAAGAGCUGUCAAAUAGAUAAAAAGACUCACAAUAUUGAAUGUUAAAACAAAUCCUAAAUGAAGAAAACAUUAAAUAAUGCUAUUAGGUAGUAUUCCUUAUUUCCAUUUUUAUUAAAUCUGAGAACUCAAUAGGGUUAAUCAUCAAAUGAAAAACAUGAUUUUUAAAAAGGGAAUAAUGAAGCAAACAUUUUAAUCUGUCUUAAUUUUAAGAACCCAUAAUUUACAUAUACAGUGUGUUUAAGCAAUUUUCGUAUUUGUACUACAGCAAAAAAUGAUUUUACUUACCAGAAGUAUUGUCAUACUCCAAAUGGUAUCCGUGAAUAAAGAUUUAAAAAAAUAAAAAAUAAAGUCCAGCUUUUUUCUCACGGUCAUUACACAAAACAGUUUUUUAUACAGUUGUUUUAAAUUAUGAAAGGGAAACCAGAGAAGAGCAAGUGGAACUUAAAUUUUAAUACUCAAACAUAUUUUUAUACCUCACCACUUUUCUUGAAGUGGAUGGUUUCGAUCCACUUUCAUGGUUUGCUGACGUGCAUUUUCCCUCAGUGCAACAUUACUAAAAAGCUUGUGUGUGGACCACACUAUGGCAAUGACGUGAGAUUUUAUAAACCAUCACCAUCGUGUUAGCCUUAUUCACAUUAAUGUUUUUUAUUAGGUUCUAAAAUAGCCCAUUUAAGUUAUUUUUUUUCCCUAAAAUAUUAGGGUUUUUUCCAUUCAUUAUUAUAUCCUAUAGCUCUAGAAGUGUGACUCCAGGAUUAUGCUACUGAGGAUAUAAGGCACUCUCUUUACUUUCUUGUCAGUUUUGAAAACUUCUGGGAACAGAUUUUAAUGAAUCUACUUAAUAUAAUAGAAUGUUUACAUUCCAUCCAAUUUACCUUUAUACCUAGACCUUAAGGUUUUAUUCAGCUGAGUAUGGAAAUGUGUAAUAUCUAUUUAUGUAAAUAAGUAGUAAACUAUGGCUGAGCAAUUGUGUAUUUGGAGUAAAUUUUAUAGUAUUCAAACCCAAUGGAAUAGUCUUUGAUAAAAAUAACUAUCCAUUAAAAUGUUACCGACUAUAUAGUAGGAUAGCUCUAAAUUACUAAAAUUGUAUAUAAUUUAUUAAAUUUGACAAACACUGAAAACUGUGGAACACCUGAACAUAACAAUUUUUAAAACUUUAUAAAAUUACUUUGCCAACUUAACUUCUAUAACCAGUAACAAAUUAAAUUUGUCUUAAUCCAACCUACCU